CGACUUAGCUGGAUGUCCUGUUGAGGAUAAGUAGCAACAACAACACAACCUCCUUUUCUCUCAAUUCCUGAUUUCCUUCCAAUGGAGAAAUUUGCUACUCUCAACGCUUCAAACUUGAGCUCUGCUUCUCUUUUACCAAUUGGGUUUUCUUCGCCAUGCCUCAAAUCUGCAGUGUUGGCUCAACGCUCAAGGGUCCACGUCACAAGGGCUUCCAUUGCUGUAGAGCAGCAAGCUCAAACUAAGGUUGCUGUCAUCAGAAUUGGCACUAGAGGAAGCCCCCUAGCUCUUGCCCAAGCUUAUGAGACUCGUGAGAAGCUAAUAGCCUCAUAUCCUGACCUUGCUGAAGAGGGAGCCAUUCAAAUUGUAAUAAUAAAGACGACAGGUGAUAAGAUAUUAAAUCAGCCUCUUGCAGACAUUGGCGGAAAAGGGUUGUUCACAAAAGAAAUAGAUGAAGCUCUCAUCAAUGGGGAAAUUGAUAUUGCUGUCCACUCAAUGAAAGAUGUGCCCACAUAUCUGCCAGAGAAGACAAUUUUACCGUGCAACCUUCCACGUGAAGAUGUGAGGGAUGUAUUCAUUUCUUUAACUGCAGGUUCUCUGGCCCAGCUUCCGUCAGGAAGCACAAUUGGUACUGCUUCGCUGAGGAGGAAGUCACAGAUUCUCCACCGCUAUCCCUCACUCAAUGUGCUGGAGAAUUUCAGAGGCAAUGUUCAGACAAGGUUAAGGAAACUGAAUGAGGGGGUAGUUCAAGCAACAUUAUUGGCAUUGGCAGGUCUAAAACGUAUGAAUAUGACAGAAAACGUAACUUCCAUUCUCCCUAUAGAAGAUAUGCUACCGGCUGUUGCUCAAGGAGCCAUUGGUAUUGCCUGCAGAACUGAUGACGAGACAAUGGCCAAUUACAUUGCCUCAUUGAAUCAUGAGGAAACCAGAUUAGCAGUGGCUUGUGAGAGAGCAUUUUUGAAGACCUUGGAUGGAUCUUGUCGAACCCCAAUUGCUGGGUAUGCCUGUCGAGGUGAAGAUGGAGAUUGUAUUUUCAAAGGAUUGGUUGCCUCUCCAGAUGGAACUCGAGUUAUUGAAACCUCUAGAAAAGGCCCAUAUACGUUUGAAGACAUGAUACGAAUGGGCGAAGAUGCAGGCAAGGAACUACUUGCAGAAGCAGGUCCAGGAUUUUUUGGAAACUGAGUAAAGCUUAUCGUUGCCUCAGAGAUGUCUAAUAACAGGGAGAGAGAUUGGAAAUUGAUAUUUCACACCUAGGAUAGGAUUAUGAGUUCACUUAUCCUUGUAACUGUAAUAACGGCAAUAGAAUUUGAAUACUUUGUAUAUUAGGGUAGCAUUUGAAUUCUUUGUAUAUUAGUGGUAGCAUUUCCACGUCAAUUUGAAGUUGUUAUCCUUCAAGGUUGCAGAGUUGUAUGAAAAUUUCUACUGACAGAUCCUGAGUAAUAUGGAUUGUUAAUCACUUUA
Messenger RNA from Nicotiana attenuata, 1458 nucleotides. RefSeq names its product porphobilinogen deaminase, chloroplastic-like. The transcript has 5 exons. The record is from RefSeq and is a predicted model, not a curated record. Lineage: Eukaryota; Viridiplantae; Streptophyta; Magnoliopsida; Solanales; Solanaceae. Gene Ontology annotation, cellular component: cytoplasm. The coding region runs from base 82 to 1179 and encodes 365 amino acids. Gene Ontology annotation, biological process: heme biosynthetic process. Gene Ontology annotation, molecular function: hydroxymethylbilane synthase activity.